Molecule: messenger RNA, 1789 nt
Organism: Setaria italica (foxtail millet)
Lineage: Eukaryota; Viridiplantae; Streptophyta; Magnoliopsida; Poales; Poaceae
Exons: 9
Coding region: 133-1473 (446 amino acids)
Source: RefSeq, a predicted model, not a curated record
AGAGGAAAACCCCGUUCCUCCUCGGCUUCGGCUCCUCUCCCUCCCCCGACCUACUAAUCACCCAACCUCCUCCAAUCACGGCAUCUCGUCUCGCCUGGCCUUGGACCCGCACCGCGGCGGGGCGACGGCGCAAUGGAUGCCGUGGUGUGUGGGACAUGUGGCAGUGGUAGCAGCCCUCAUCUGAUUGUAAACUGUGCUGGGUGCAAUGCUUCUGAGCACCGUUAUUGUAUGAAGGUGUUGACAUAUGUGAUUCCAAAUGAAUGGUAUUGUGCUGGAUGCCAGGAGUAUGCUAACGGGUGCCCAAAUCCUAGUCAAGGUGGGCAAACUGAGCUCCAAAAGCCAUGGCAUGGUUGUGAUAAGAUGAAGGAAAGGGAAACUGCGAACAUGCACCUCAGUCACAACAAUGUGGCACAUCAAAUUAAUCCCAGAUCUUCAAAUAAAUUUGGAAAUGCUAAGGUGAAAUUCAUUUCUUCAGAAGAAGUGGCAUUAUUGAAUAGAGGGAGGCCACCAUAUGUUAGGUCAAGAUUUGCUGUGUGCCCAAGUAAAGGUCAUCCGUCAUCACCUCCAAAUACAAAACAUUCGCCCAAUUUGAAGUGCAUAUCCCCCAGCAGGAGUGACACACAAGUGCAAGCCCUGAAACGAUGUGCUGCUGCAAGUCAUGAUCAAACAAAAAUUGAGGAUAGGUCAUAUUUUGCUAAGUGCCAAAGGAAGAUUCAUCCUGCAUCUCCUCCAAGUGUGAAGCAGCCAUCCAGUAUGAAGUCAAUAUCCCCCAGUAGGAGUGAUAUGCAAUUCCAAACCCUGAAACAAUGUGCUGCUGCAAGUCGUGAUCCAGCAAAGAUUGAGGGCAGGCCAGAUUUUGCUAUGCGGCGAAGUCAAGUUCAUCCUGCGUCUCCUCCACAUGUGACAUUAUCUGCUUCAGUAGGCAGUGAUACUGGAAGCAAAUCUGAAGCGGAGUCUCUGAACCAGAAUAGAGGUGUGAUACUCUCCAUCAAUCCAAGUAUGGAGUAUACAAGACGCCCACCACCUGCAAUUUGUUGGAUGGGAUGCUUUCAUGUCUCUGAUGUUGGCAUAAAUCUUAACCUUGGUAGGUUCAAAGCUCAGUUUCCAUCAAAAGUGUCAUCCAAAGUUUAUGAUAUUGUGAAGAUGAUACCCAGUAAUCUAGAGUUGGAGUUAUUACCUCGAAUGAAUGACUGGCCAAAGUCUUUUGAGGCUUGUCGUCCAGUUUAUGAAGACAUCGGUUUGUUCUUCUUUCCUAAUGAACCUGAUGGGCGUAAAAAGCACUCUUAUCUUUUCGAAGAAUCCAAUAAUUAUGUUCUAAGGGCACGUAUUAAUGGCAUAAAGUUGUUGAUAUAUUCGUCAGAAGUGCUUCCGCAUGACUCUCAAUGGAUAGAUGGUGAGUGCUACUUAUGGGGAGUUUUUGUGAGGUUGGAGGGAAAGAGCGUACCUCGGCAAUUUGGUCCAACCACUACAUGACCAUUAUGUUUCCCUGGGCAUGGCAGUAUACAACAGCGAAAAGUUUGUCAAAUCCAGAGGUGGUCAAGUGGACGCUCCGUUACAUGUACCAGUGGCAUCUUCAUAUUGUAGAGUCAUUGCACCUUCUGUAUCCAUCUGAUUCUGUCCUUGUGACCGAAGGGUUGAGCUCAAUGAAUUGGGAGGAUUCCACCGCGCUGGUCUAUAACAAUGCAUGUUUUUUUUUUGGUUCUGAUCUGAAUUCUGAAACUAACUCCUGUGUAGCAUAGCAAGCUUAUCUAGCAAACGCUUGCAGUCCGCAACUUGCUCUUGAGAAGUA